CAGGAACCCAAAAGGGGCCACUAUUGAUUAAGAAAACGGGUUACCCGGGUUAAACGUGUGGCGCCCAUGUUCCCAAAUCCGUUCAUUUCCCAUUGAAAAUCUGUCCUUGAUCCUUCAAUCCGCUGCGCCCAAGUGUGCUAUGCAUAUGAGUUCUGGCGGCCUUUAAGCUCUUUGGACAGCAGGUAGAGAUAUCUUUCUGCAAAAUUGUGGCGCCGAUUUCAUACAAGCGUGAAUAACUACAAGAACAAGUUAGUUAGUUACACUAUGGGAGCUCUUCAGGCAGCGGUUUCCUUCAAUCAUCUUGGCUUUGGCAUUUCAUCCACCGUUUCGACUCCCCGCAGUUGGCCUUCUUUCACUCGACGCCGCCAUGUCGUGUUCGCCGCAGCUGAACCGUCUGAGCAAUCUGUUGAAGUAAUGAGGAAGUUUUCGGAGCAGUAUGCUAGGAGGUCUGGAACCUACUUCUGUGUUGACAAAGGGGUCACUGCUGUUGUUAUUAAGGGACUGGCGGAACACAAGGACUCACUGGGCGCUCCGCUCUGCCCCUGCAGGCACUAUGAUGAUAAAGCUGCAGAAGUGCAGCAGGGCUUCUGGAACUGCCCUUGUGUACCUAUGAGAGAGAGGAAGGAGUGCCAUUGCAUGCUUUUUCUUACACAUGACAAUGAUUUUGCUGGGAAAGAGCAGACCAUUUCUAUGGAGGAGAUCAAAGAAACAACGGCGAAUUUGUGAUGAUAUUUGUCAUUUGUUAUAUUUGUAGUGCCAUUUUACCAAUCAACUACUCAAAUCACCAAACAGUGAGGGUGAUUGGGUGAGGUUUGAGAGGUGGGAGGAUAUAAAUUCUAUACUAUAACCUCAUCAAAGAUCCACUCUUAAUGAUUCUCUUCCAUGAGCUUGAUGUUUAUACAAAUAUCCGUUGUAGAAUAAAUAAAUCAACCAAUCAGGUUUCUUGUUAUGCCCGUUGUCGUUGACGUAUACUCUCAUAAGGAGUGUUUGCUAAUGCUUAAUUUAAGCACUUCUCAGCUUUUAGCUUAAAA
Molecule: messenger RNA, 1031 nt
Organism: Cuscuta epithymum
Lineage: Eukaryota; Viridiplantae; Streptophyta; Magnoliopsida; Solanales; Convolvulaceae
Source: the annotation of a GenBank genome assembly